Hibiscus syriacus is the source of this 488-nucleotide messenger RNA. Its product is annotated as monooxygenase 2-like. NCBI's taxonomy places the organism in Eukaryota, Viridiplantae, Streptophyta, Magnoliopsida, Malvales, Malvaceae. The coding region runs from base 24 to 488 and encodes 154 amino acids. The transcript has a single exon. Gene Ontology annotation, molecular function: FAD binding. The record is from RefSeq and is a predicted model, not a curated record.
AGCUUGAAGACACACCCGAAGACAUGAAAUCCGUGGUGGAAAAAACCGAGCUAGAUAGCAUUGCAUCAUCCCCAUUAAGAUACAGAAGACCUUGGGAGCUUCUAUGGGGAAAUAUCAGCAAAGGCAAUGUUUGUGUAGCCGGCGACGCCCUUCAUCCCAUGACUCCGGACCUCGGACAAGGCGGAUGUUCGGCCUUGGAAGACGGCGUUGUUCUGGCAAGGUGUCUUGCCGAAGCGUUAUCGAAACCAGCUGGGGAAGAAAUCAACGAAGGAGAAGAACAUAAGAGGAUUGAAAUGGGGUUGAAAAUUUUCGCUCAAAGGAGAAGAUGGAGAAGCUUUGAUCUCAUUACCACGGCUUAUAUGGUGGGUUUUUUACAGCAAAGUAGUGGGAUGAUUAUGAACUUCUUGAGAGAGAAAUUCUUUUCUAGAUUCUUUCCUGGAAUGCUGUUAAGAAAGGCUGGUUUUGAUUGUGGCAAGUUGGAGUAUUGA